CACCGCCCAGAAGCGCGACCCAAUGGGGUGACAGGGCUUUCUCUCGGCCACCGGCAGAGCCAAUGGCCGCCGCUCGCCCUCCCCGGCAGCCCCACCUCUGACUGACCGCGGAGACACAGUGCUGGCUGCGGUGAGAGGUUCCCUAGGCUGUGGGGCAGAUGGCGGCGGCCGUGCUGCUGGCCGGUGGACUGCGCUUGGCGUGCAGGGCUGUAACAGUCGCGGGGCUGCGGGGGGCGCAGGUCCGAGGAGCUGCAGGUGUGACUGAUGGGAAUGAAGUGUCCAAGGCCCAGCAGGCAGCUCCUGGGGGAGCAGCACCAACUGUCUUCUCUCGGAUCCUGGAUCGGAGCCUCCCAGCUGACAUUCUUUAUGAAGACCAGCAGUGUCUCGUAUUCCGUGAUGUGGCCCCUCAAGCUCCUGUGCACUUCUUGGUAAUUCCUAAGAAGCCCAUUCCUCGGAUUAGUCAGGCUGAAGAAGACGACCAGCAGCUUCUAGGACACCUUCUCCUUGUGGCCAAGAAGACAGCAAAGGCUGAGGGGUUGGGAGAUGGAUACCGACUUGUGAUCAACGAUGGGAAAUUGGGUGCACAAUCUGUGUAUCACCUGCACAUUCAUGUACUUGGGGGCCGACAGCUCCAGUGGCCUCCAGGUUGAACCUAUCAACUGACCAAGGACCCCAGACCUGGAUGCUUGGAUGGGUGGGGAGAAAGGGACCCUGUGAUGCUAAUAAACUUGUUUUCCCUCAA
Messenger RNA from Manis pentadactyla (Chinese pangolin), 742 nucleotides. It is a transcript of the gene HINT2, whose product is annotated as histidine triad nucleotide binding protein 2. Bases 159 to 650 code for a protein of 163 amino acids. NCBI's taxonomy places the organism in Eukaryota, Metazoa, Chordata, Mammalia, Pholidota, Manidae. The transcript is spliced from 5 exons. Gene Ontology annotation, molecular function: hydrolase activity. Gene Ontology annotation, cellular component: cytoplasm; mitochondrion. The record is from RefSeq and is a predicted model, not a curated record.